UUUUGCGACCAGUCGCGACGAGCAUCCAUCGAAUUCGACGACGAAAGCAUCGAACUCUCCGUGUUCGCCCAUCAGAAUGUCCUCCAGGCUUGAGUGGAUGCUGCUAGCACUAGGGUUGGUCCUUCUCGCACGCUCAGGUGCGGCUUUAAGAUGCUGGGACUGCGCGUCCAAUACGAACGCUUUGUGCGGCGACCCAAUGAAUAUCACGGAACAUCAAUCGACUUUCCGUACGAAAGUAUGCGAGAGCGGCUACUAUGAUACAACGAAGCCCAUAUGCCGGAAAAUCGUGAAGAGAGAAAAUGGCGAACGAGUGGUGAUCCGUCAGUGUUCAACCCCCAACGUCGACGAAGCAGACAUAGUGAACGGCCCCUGCAGCGCAAUGGCGAUCUCAGGACGCAACAUGAUCGAAUCCUGCCACAUUUGCAGCACCGACCUCUGCAACUCGGCGACGAGUGCACCGAUUAUGUUGCCUCUCUACGUCGUCGCGAUGGCCGCUAUCGGUUAUCGUUUCUUCCAAUCGAAGAACAUCCUCUAAUAUCGAUCCCCUUCGUGCACUCAAAAACCCCUAAAAAGGAGGGUGUCGUUUUCAAAGCCAAAAGGGAAACUGUCAGAAUCGUCGUGAGUUGAAACGCAAUCAGCAGUACGUGAGUUUCUUUCCCAGUCUAGCAAAAAUAAAACGUUCUUACGAGGAUAUACUUAAAUACGUCUGCUCUGGGAAUUCAUAUUACUCUUCUUAUUUUAUCUUUUUGUCAUCUUAGUCCUCGAGCACGAUUCCAUUUGACUGUUUGAGGACUUAGUGGUCCUCAGCGUUUAGCGGUCAACCUUUCGCUGCAUUCUGGUGCAUACCUGCAACAUUCGAAUAAUUGCUAUUGCAGUAAAUAAGUUGUACGUUAAAGAAAAUUGAAAACGUUUCCUAAAUUUGACAAGGAUCUUGAAUUGUUACUCUAUAGUUUUCGUCCAUACAAAAUUCCGAUUUGUUGGAUUAGAUCUGAAGAAAUGGGUGUAGCGAAGGGUUGCUAAAGAUUGUUACCUCCUCCCCCACAGCGUUGCUUUCAAUUUUCGUUGUCGCGCACGACGUUGCAUUAAGACGGUUCCAAAGUGGCGACUAUCGAACACGUUAGCGUUUUAUAGUUAGAUACCUCGUUAGCCGUGGUACUAAAUAGACCAUUCGACGCGCGUUUCACCUAGUUACGCUAACGCGCUGAAAGCUUUACUUAAUUUAAUCGUCCCGCGUAACGAUCUACGAUAGUUUCGUUAAAAAGGAAAACACGGUUCCAAAUGAGAUGAUUAUUUUUGUACCAUAUAUUGUGUAUAUAGAUCCGACAGGUCGGUGACGUGGUUGUACGAUAAAGGGAAAUUGUUCAUUUGAAUUUGCCACGUCACCAUUCAUGUUACUCUUGAUUGAUCGAGGCGGGGUUCUGGAUCAUUGGCUCGUGAAAUGAGUCACUUUCAGGAGUGAUUGUUUCAGGGCGAAAAAAUAUUGGAGGAUAUUCAAAUUCGUCACUGUUAUUCGGCAACGUUGUGACUAUGAUAGAAAUUUAAAUUGGAAAAAAAUUUUAAUUUUUCUUGUAAACGAACUCAGAGCCCUGCCUUAAUACGCGUUUAAAACCGCACGCUAUUGUAGAUAGUGCCCUUUCCUCCUUUUAUUCUAAGCUCUCUCCCUCUCUCUCUCUCUCUCUUUGUCUUUCUCUCUCGCUCCAUUAUUUCUUGUAUUGCGAAAUUACUUUAAAAGGCAAAAGCAAGCGGAAAAUGUAGCUUAUCAGGUAUCCGUCCAACGCUUAGAAAAACGCGAAAUUUUUUUCCAUGAUACUUCGUGGCCAGCGAAUGUCUGCGUUUCGUUUAAGUAGCGUUUCGUUGUAAUUUUUGUUACUUUUUCAGAAAAUUCAUCAAUUUUUAGUAGUUGUAGAUUAGGUGUUUGUCUGCGAAUAAAUUGCUUUGUUGCUAUGUUUUUUUUUCUCCCUUAGAGUAGAGCAGGAUUGCCGCGACAUGUACUUUGUAAAACCGAUUAAAUUUAUUAUAUAUAAUAUAUGUAUAUGUAUAUCUGAAUCGAAAUGUUUCUCGUAA
Messenger RNA from Hylaeus volcanicus, 2064 nucleotides. RefSeq lists its product as uncharacterized. The record is from RefSeq and is a predicted model, not a curated record. Lineage: Eukaryota; Metazoa; Arthropoda; Insecta; Hymenoptera; Colletidae. The transcript is spliced from 3 exons. Gene Ontology annotation, biological process: regulation of synaptic transmission, cholinergic; sleep; positive regulation of voltage-gated potassium channel activity. Bases 77 to 535 code for a protein of 152 amino acids.